AUGGAUAACCAAAUAUGUAAAAAGUUCCAGGAUUUAUUGAAAAAUUUUCCCGAUGAAUUAGACAAUAAUAAAAAGUAUAAAUUUAAUGAUGAUAAACCUUUCCAAAAGUAUUGUAAUAGUAAUUGUGAUGCUGAUCUCGGAAAAAUUAAUGCUGGAUGCUUAUAUUUGUUUAAUGAAAUCUUUGAGGAUUCUUCGCUAAAGAAUCAUAAUAAAAUCAGUAUUGUUGAAUACAUUAUGAUAUGGUUAAGUUAUAUGUUAAGCCUAAAGGAAAAUGAAUUAAAAGACAGUCUACAACAUUUUUAUAGAACAUAUAUAAAUGGUAGUGGACACUAUAAUAAGUCUAUAAUUGGCGUUGAAAAUUAUAGCAGUUAUAAGGAUCUUUUAAAUAAAAAAAAAUAUUUUGAGGAUAUGGAUAAUAAUAUUAUAUCUAAUUUUUAUAAAGCAUUUAAAUUAUUAUGUGAAUUGUAUACUUUAUUUGAUAAAAACAAUCAAGAUUGCAAAACAUUUUCGGAAAAAGCUAAUCAAUUUGUUAAAAAAUAUAAUGAACUUAGUGGAGAUCAUAAUAAUAUUAAUGUCAGUUCAUAUAAACAAGUAUUGUGUACUUUAUCAACCGAUUAUGAUAAUUUUAUAAAUAAAUGUAAUGAUACUCAUUGUUGCAAAUCUUCAACCCUUCCAACGAUAGACAAAAACAAAAUUCCUGUAAAUUGUCCUGAACAAACUAUACAAAUUUCUGAUGCUGCAUCAAGUCCGUCGAUAGCAAAAAAAUUAAUUAUAGUUUUAUCUAUAUUUGCUGCAAUACCAAUUUUCUUGGGAAUUGCUUAUAAGUAUUCAUUAUUUGGAUUUCGGAAAAGAGCCCCAAAACAUUUAAGAGAAAAAAUAAAAAAUAUAAAGAAGAAAAUGGUUCAUUAA
Plasmodium yoelii is the source of this 909-nucleotide messenger RNA. RefSeq names its product PIR protein. The record is from RefSeq and is a predicted model, not a curated record. Lineage: Eukaryota; Apicomplexa; Aconoidasida; Haemosporida; Plasmodiidae. The transcript is spliced from 3 exons. Bases 1 to 909 code for a protein of 302 amino acids.